Platichthys flesus (European flounder) is the source of this 1071-nucleotide messenger RNA. RefSeq names its product protein piccolo-like. NCBI's taxonomy places the organism in Eukaryota, Metazoa, Chordata, Actinopteri, Pleuronectiformes, Pleuronectidae. Gene Ontology annotation, molecular function: structural constituent of presynaptic active zone. The record is from RefSeq and is a predicted model, not a curated record. Bases 34 to 1071 code for a protein of 345 amino acids. Gene Ontology annotation, biological process: protein localization to synapse; presynaptic active zone assembly. The transcript is spliced from 3 exons. Gene Ontology annotation, cellular component: GABA-ergic synapse; cytoskeleton of presynaptic active zone; glutamatergic synapse.
GUUUCCCUAACGACUGGACAGGUUCUCCCUGCAAUGGCUACCAAGCCCAAAUCUAAAGAAGAGGAGCAUGAUGACGAUCAACCCCAGAUUCUACCAAUAUUACAGGAAUUAAAUGAUGAGCAGGUGGCUAGUGACACAAGGGAAUAUGAUAAAAAUACAGAACCAUCCAUGCAAGUAAAUGAAGAAGUUAAAGCUGAAAGAAGGCGUCUAAGUUUCCAAGCAAUGAAUGAGAGCAGUGAAAGUGACCUCACACCAUCACCCUCAAAAACGGUCCAAAGGAGGAGACUAAAGGUGACACAUGUUUCAUCCAGCAGUGAGGAUAUCAAAACAGAAAGCCCUGAUUCCUCUGAUGAUGAUGAAGAGUUCAUCCGCAAGCAGAUAAUGGGAAUGGUUGAUGAAGAGGAAAUGUCUCUUUCAGACGAUGAGAAAGGAAAUUAUUUGGCAAAUGAGGGAGUGGACAAGGAAUCAGAGCUUGAUAACACUACAGUGACAACCAAACCACUGCUGAGAGAAGACAGCAUAGACAAUGAGGAGAACUCGGCAAGGAAAAUAUCUCUCCCAAAAACUGACACAUCAACUGCUCAAGUUGUUCCUGAAACACUGCCCAGCACUACUUUCAGGAAAGCCAUUCCUGUCAUGAAACAGAGACAAAGCACUGAUGAAGAAGUAGAGAGCAUCACAGAAUCUCUGUCAAAGGGAUCAUCUAGUGUUCAGGUAUCUAGCUUCACUCCUGGAUCUUCACCUACAUCAGCCUCAUCACUUGAAGAGGACAGUGAUAGCAGCCCCAGUCACAGGAAAGUCAGUGGGGACAAACGGCAUCGAAAAGACCUCAAGAUUACUCAGUGUUCAUCUGGGGAGGAAGAGGAUGACAGUCUUGCAGAAGAUUAUGGUGUCGGCAUUUCCUCUGACAUUACCCCCAGUGAUGACUCUGACACUAAAGAAGAUCCAUCAAUGAGUCCAACUUUAUUCAACUCCACUGUCUACGCCAACCCCUCCGACUGCAUUUGUCACACAAUCACCUGCAGAGUUCUCGCCACCAUCGCCUGCCACAAUUGGAGCAGUACCGUCUAG